AAUUGCGACCCGCUAGAUGACUCCUGGGGCACGGGCUACCGCAUUGCCAAGACACAGUCACCCCACACUCAUAUGACUAGUGACCAGGAGACAACACAAAUCAGCUGCACACAAAACCAGAUUACAAGCACUAAAGCCCUGCAAAAGCCAGACAGCAGGACUAUUCAGAGGCCUGCCUGCCCCAGCAAUAGAAGCUCUCGCAGCUGGAUACCAACUACAAAGAACCGAGAGACAAGACAACAAGUGCAGGACUCAAGCCAGUGGACAUGA
Pelobates cultripes (western spadefoot toad) is the source of this 270-nucleotide messenger RNA. NCBI's taxonomy places the organism in Eukaryota, Metazoa, Chordata, Amphibia, Anura, Pelobatidae. The record is from the annotation of a GenBank genome assembly.